This is a messenger RNA of Setaria italica (foxtail millet), 744 nucleotides long. RefSeq names its product SKP1-like protein 11. The record is from RefSeq and is a predicted model, not a curated record. NCBI's taxonomy places the organism in Eukaryota, Viridiplantae, Streptophyta, Magnoliopsida, Poales, Poaceae. The transcript has a single exon. Gene Ontology annotation, cellular component: nucleus; cytoplasm. The coding region runs from base 1 to 744 and encodes 247 amino acids. Gene Ontology annotation, molecular function: cullin family protein binding. Gene Ontology annotation, biological process: SCF-dependent proteasomal ubiquitin-dependent protein catabolic process.
AUGGAGGUGGGGAAGAGCGAGAAGGGAGCGGAGGAGGAGGAGAAGGGAGAGACGGUAGCGGGGAAGGGAGAGAAGGGAUCGGCGGUGGCGGGGAAGGGAGAGACGGUAGCGAUGGCGGCGGGGAAGGGUGAGAAGGGAUCGGCGGUGGUGGGGAAGGGAGAGAAGGGAUCGGUGGCGGCGGGGAAGGGAGAGAAGGGUCCGACGGUGGCGGAGAAGGGGAAGGGAGUGGCGGAGGAGGCGGGGAAGGAGGUGGCCGACGGGGAUAUGAUCACCCUGAAGAGCUGGGAUGGGAAGCCGUUCAAGGUUUCGAAGGAGGCCGCGGCGCGGCUGUCGAAGCACCUCGCCGAGAAGAUCGCAGGAGGCUGCAGCGACGGCGGCAUCGAGCUCGAAAACAUCGGCCCCGAGGCCCUCGAGAAGGUGGUCGACUACUGCAACAAGCACGAUCCCUACGCCGCGGCCAGCAGCAGCCGCCGCAGCUUCUACACCGCGCCAUCCAAGGAGCUGGAGGAGUGGGACCGCAAGCUCGUCGACCGCCUCAGCCAGGACGCCCUCUUCGACCUCGUCGAGGCUGCCGACUCCCUCAAGAUGGACGGGCUGCUCGACGUCACCUGCCGCAAGCUCGCCGACAUGAUGAAGGGCAAGACCACCGCUCAGAUCCGCGAGACAUUCAACAUCGAGAAUGACUUCACAAAGGAGCAGGAGGAGGAGAUUCGCCGGGAGCACGCCUGGGCCUUCAAAAUCUAG